AUGGUGCUACAAGCUCCAGAUCUUCUUAAAAUAGUACCCGUUAUGGUGAUUUGGGAAUCACACCAUCAUCUCCAUCUUAACCUCCACGUAAUAGACCCGCUUUGGAGCUGGCCACUUCCUCCUCCAUACAGCAUGCUAAAGCUGACAAAUGUGCCAUCAUUUACAAACGGUGGUCACUACCACCGUCUUCCGGAGCUGUCUGUUACUCAGAUGUCCUCCAGCAAACUUCAGAUGAUGAAUCAAGAAAGAAGAAAGAUGACCACUUUCUUUGCAUGA
Molecule: messenger RNA, 276 nt
Organism: Lactuca virosa
Lineage: Eukaryota; Viridiplantae; Streptophyta; Magnoliopsida; Asterales; Asteraceae
Source: the annotation of a GenBank genome assembly